UAAAGAUGAAUAAAAAAUAUUAUAUCACUCUUCUAACCGUAUCAUUUCUAGUAUUUGUGAUAACAAAAUAUAAGCCUCAUGAGCACCCGCAAGUAAAAGUAGUAAAAGAAUAUAUUAUACAAAAAGUUAGUUAUGAAAACACUGAAUCAAUUAAAACGGUCAACAAGAUGGGAUGUUACGAUAAACCAUUGGAUCAAAAAAUAUACCAGAGGGGUGAAUAUUGGGUGAUGACAAAUUAUAUAAAACCCAAAAUGGAAUUCCAUUGCCACGAAAGUAUUACCUACACGACCCAUGGGGAUUUUCAGUUUUUGGAUAAUUUGCCCCCUUUAGUGGAAAGAUGGUUGGGUCCAGUAAGCAUAGCUUUACAUGCUCCAGGUGAUGAUUUCAAAGAUACCCUUGAAUCGAUGUUGUAUUUUAGAGAAUGUACAAGUAAUAUGAUAAGAGAGUAUGUAAGUUUCCAUGUGUAUUUUCAUAACAAACAUCUUCCCAAAGAGAUCCCAUCUUUUGAGAAAAUUUCACAGCUAACAUACGACUGCAAAGGGGGACCUCCCAUAGUUAAAAAAUCCUCACAAAUGUACAAAACCAAAAAGAAUCUUCUAUACCCGGUGAAUGUGGGGCGAAACAUUGCAAGGGAAGCCGCACAAACUCACUACAUUUUUGCCUCAGACAUUGAGCUUUAUCCCAGUCCAAACAUCAUCCCGAAGUUUCUCGCCAUGAUAGAAAAAAACGAGGGCCCCCUCCAAAGCAAAAACAAAGUGUUCCCCAUACCAAUAUUCGAAAUCAAAGAAGACCAGGCAGUGCCCGAAACAAAAACCGCAUUGCAAGGCAUGCUUCGGAAAAAAACGGCUAUUCCUUUCCACAAGUUCGUGUGUUCAUGGUGUCACAAUAUACCUAAAGCGAGGGAGUGGGAAAAAGCCGCUGAAGGUAAAAACAUGGAGGUCUUCCAUGUUGCCAAAAGGCAGGGGCCUUACAAAAGUUGGGAACCCAUUUAUAUAGGCACUAAUGACGAACCUUUGUACGACGAACGGCUCAGUUGGGAAGGGAAACGGGAUAAAAUGACUCAGGGUUAUGUCUUAUGCGUUAAAGACUACGAUUUUUUGAUUUUAAACAAUGCUUUCUUGGUACACAGACCCGGGAUUAAAAAGUAUCAUAACGAUCCUGGAAGAAACAAAAUUUCAUCACAAACGAAUAGACUUAUAGGCAGUAGAAUAUUUCCAGAAAUAAAACGACUUUAUGGGUCCAGAAAAGGGUGUAUUGUGUAAUAAAAAUCAGUGAGCAUUUCUUCAUUUUUUGUCCCACCCGUCACGGUAAAAAAAAUUGUUUUUCAUUUGACAUUCAAAAGAUUUUACAUUUCGACUUGACUACUUUUAAACAGUGUCCAAGACACCAAUAUGGGUGUACUUAUCUCAUUUUGACGAAAAUCAGAUUAUCUAAUUUUUUCUAAACUACCUACUGCAGAUUUAUUAAGUCUAAACUAGCUGUGUAUAUAAAAGGAUAUUUGUUUUUAAGUUAGUUUACUUAUUUAUUAAAACAAAAUGUGAUUUUACAAUUUUGUGUUAUUUAUUAUUGAUUAG
Messenger RNA from Brassicogethes aeneus, 1574 nucleotides. The record is from the annotation of a GenBank genome assembly. Lineage: Eukaryota; Metazoa; Arthropoda; Insecta; Coleoptera; Nitidulidae.